UCCAGAUAGCGCAGUAUCGCGCAAUCGGAUUGCGUAUCACUGUUGUAUUAGGAACGUAAAUCAUAUAAAGCAAUAAUACAAAUAAUUGUUGACAAGAAUUUGUAUUAUAGAAAGUUCCGACUGAUCGUCGAAAGCUUGUGACAUUAAAAGAGAGUAACGAUCAGUGUCAAACGCAUGUUUGUGUGAUCUUAACCUCAACGUAACCUAUACGAUAUCUUUCGGUGAUCACUAUUCCGAGAAGAUGGCAAGUUGUUCGAACGUUCUCCUAACAAUUACUCGCGGUCAUAAAAACUAUACGAAAACAUGGCUGAAGGAUGCUGUCAGAUAUGAGAAAGUGAAAUAUCAUCCACGCACACCAGAUCACGUAGAUCCUCCAUUCACACCAUCAAAAGUUUUAAUGAUUGUUAGAGUAAAGCCUUUCAAGGGCAAUCCAUGGUGGAACAAAAUCAUACUUAAAAAAUAUGGACUCAAAGAGGAAGGGAGAGAACCAGCAUUUGUAAAGAAUACCCCAGAAGCGUGUGCUGAACUUUGGACAAUAAAACAUUUGAUAAAGAUCGUCCCUUUGAAAUUGCCUGAGAAGUUACCAGAGAUCGAUGAUAUGACAGAAUAUUACGUGCAUGAGGAUGGAUCGAUCCAUGUAACCGGAAAACUUGACCCGGUACGUUACAAAGCGACACAAGAUUAUCUUACUUCUCCAAAGAGAAUGGCGAUGGCCGAUAUCAGCGAAAAGCUUAGGCUAUUGUGGUUGAAAGGUGGCCUUAUAUAAAAGAAACAUCGACAUAAAUUCAUUACAUCUCGUACUUGUAAAUUAUAUUUAGGGAAUAAAGAAAUAGCGAUUGAACAAAUAAUA
Molecule: messenger RNA, 850 nt
Organism: Ceratina calcarata
Lineage: Eukaryota; Metazoa; Arthropoda; Insecta; Hymenoptera; Apidae
Gene: mRpL30
Product: mitochondrial ribosomal protein L30
Exons: 3
Coding region: 242-766 (174 amino acids)
Biological process (GO): translation
Cellular component (GO): large ribosomal subunit; mitochondrion
Molecular function (GO): structural constituent of ribosome
Source: RefSeq, a predicted model, not a curated record